AUCACGUCACCGCCGCGAGGGAAAAAGAAAACGUCUAUAUAAACAUCAUGGCGAUGCCAGAACUGCCUGCUCCUUCCCUUCUCUUCUUUCCUCAGGCCAUCGGAGUUGUCCACGCUUCUGCUUCUUCCAUCAGACUUCAAUCCUUGCCCUUGGAAAGCUUCACCGUUCAACUUGAUUCGAACGACAAAAAGCCACUUGCCCAUCAUGCAGAUCCCCACCGUCAUGCAGCUCGCCCUCGCAGGCCUUCUGGCCUCCUCUGCCGCCGCCUUCCAGGCACCGCAGGGCCCGACCGCCGUGGCCUGCCGCGUUGCUGGCGCUCUUGCUGUGCUCGCCGCCCCCGUCGUGGCUGUCCCGGUUGCCGACGUGGCGGACUCCAUCGUCGCUCGUGAUGAGGCCGAGGUCGAGGGCGGUGACAAGAAGAAGCCCCCGAAGAAGGGCGGAAAGAAGAAGCACCACCACAAGGGCAAGAAGCCUCAUAAGCCAAAGGGACCCAAGGGAGGCAAGGGCAAGCCCGAGGCCGAGGCCGACACCGAAGCCGACACCGAAGCCGACGCCUGAUUCCGUCAUCAUCAUAGGCCGCCGUCCCCAAACACAGCCAGCCUACAAAGUCAGCUCGCAUUGGUAACUUGAGAAGAUGUAGACCUUACAAGCUUCUAGUUUGACUGGUUUGAGCGAGGCUGUGUCGGACAGACCUUUUGUGUCCUGUCCCGAGAAAAAUCAAGUAAACACAAGGGUCUUUCUCGGUCACAGAAUCAAGGCUCAUUUUUGAGAGGAGUGUGGAGAAAACAAGGAUUCUGAAGGACUUUCGUUCUCUCGCCAUGUAUUGGCUGUUUGGCUUGGAUUUGUAUCAAAGUGUUGUCAGCUGCGCAUCUUGCACGCUUCAAGUAUUGAAAUAGCAACUGAUAACUCUUUUCCGGUAUUUUCCUGACUUGAAAACCGCAGAGUGACAAGAAUGGGA
Pyricularia grisea is the source of this 958-nucleotide messenger RNA. RefSeq lists its product as uncharacterized. The record is from RefSeq and is a predicted model, not a curated record. Bases 205 to 558 code for a protein of 117 amino acids. NCBI's taxonomy places the organism in Eukaryota, Fungi, Ascomycota, Sordariomycetes, Magnaporthales, Pyriculariaceae. The transcript is spliced from 3 exons.